Molecule: messenger RNA, 963 nt
Organism: Alosa alosa (allis shad)
Lineage: Eukaryota; Metazoa; Chordata; Actinopteri; Clupeiformes; Clupeidae
Gene: tnni4a
Product: troponin I4a
Exons: 8
Coding region: 119-652 (177 amino acids)
Biological process (GO): muscle contraction
Cellular component (GO): troponin complex
Source: RefSeq, a predicted model, not a curated record
CUAAAUCACUUGACGAAAAUCCCCUGCUGCCUUUGCUCUCACAAGCCACAGCCUCCACCGAUCAUCCCGCAUCCAAACUACAUCUCUCCACUAAGGUCAGGCAGCUAAGCGGACAGCUAUGUCUGAAGGACCGAAGAAGCCCAAGUACUCAGCCACCCGCCGGCUGCUGUUAAAGUCCAAAAUCCUUAAAAAGGCGGAGAAGCUGCUGCUGCAAGAGGAGGAGGACAAGAGUAUUGAGAGAGAGAACACACUGAAACAAAAUGCCCCACCGCUCAAGCUCACAGGCCUCUCUGUACAGGAGCUACAGGAGCUGUGCAAAGACUUGCAUCGGAAGAUUGACAUCGUGGAUGAGGUGCGAUAUGAUCUGGAAAUAAAGGUGUCACGGAAUGAAACAGAGAUCGCCUCCCUGAAUCAGAAGGUCAUCAGCCUGAAGGGGAAAAUGAAGAGACCCAACCUGAAGCGGGUGAAGAAGUCGGACGACAUGUUCGGAGCCAUCGCCGACACAUCCAAACUCAUGAAAGCAGAUUUCAAGGCCAACCUCAAGACUGUGAAAAAGGAGGAGGAGAAGAAGGAGGAGGUGACAGACUGGCGUAAGAACGUGGAGGCUAUGUCAGGCAUGGAGGGCAGAAAGAAACUGUUCAACGCGCAGUGAGCAGUAGACCAAAGAGCACAGAGAUCUGGGAAUUGUGUUCUUUCAUAUAUAGCUUUUAAGCCAUGCUGUAGUUUUGCAAGCACAUUUUGGUUGAGAUUACUGCAUUCCUUAAUGGUAAGCAAGCAGGUAAGCAUCUCUGGAUGAUGAUAAAUGAUAUAUACUAUGUUGUGAUGUAAGGAUGGUGACAGACUGAAUGACAAUUCCAGUACAGAGCAAGAUAACCCAGAUUGUGUGGUUUAUUUGUCAACAGUGUAUCUGUCAUUUUAUGCACAUUUAGUGGAAACCAUUAAACGACUGUACUUGUACAAUAA